Messenger RNA from Knipowitschia caucasica, 474 nucleotides. The record is from the annotation of a GenBank genome assembly. NCBI's taxonomy places the organism in Eukaryota, Metazoa, Chordata, Actinopteri, Gobiiformes, Gobiidae.
AUGUGCCCCAAACGCUGGAGGCAGCCCCCAAUGUUUGGCUCGCGGCAGUGCCAUCUGGUGAGGACUCAACUGAGCGAGGAGAGGGCGGAAGGGGGUUGUGCGGCACGCCAGGAUUAUCAUGGUCGUUUUGCCACCGAACCCGCGAUAGCGGGGCGACUAGAUCCUCCAGAUUCCUGGUACACUUCUGUUUGGAUCAGGGGGGCACAUGGGUGGGACGCGGCAGGGAUUUUCUACUCCUUGUCUUGGGCUUCCCCGGGGUCAUGUGCACAGGGGGACACUCUUCGGGUGGGAUUGGAGUUUCUUUGUUUGGGGGGGGGGUGUGGGAGUGGCUCGGUCCGGCCCCCUGCGGCACAGGGAGCUAUCGGGGUGCCCACGCUGCUAGCGCACAGUAUUGCUAUUGGGUACUAUCAAGCGUACGUACGUCAGGUCGCGGUGAACGGUAUGAACCGGUCGGGGGUGGUGGAUGGAUCAUAA